Capsicum annuum is the source of this 2491-nucleotide messenger RNA. RefSeq names its product DEAD-box ATP-dependent RNA helicase 53, mitochondrial. The record is from RefSeq and is a predicted model, not a curated record. Gene Ontology annotation, molecular function: ATP binding; RNA helicase activity; nucleic acid binding. The transcript is spliced from 8 exons. NCBI's taxonomy places the organism in Eukaryota, Viridiplantae, Streptophyta, Magnoliopsida, Solanales, Solanaceae. Bases 194 to 2137 code for a protein of 647 amino acids.
ACACCCAAAAACCCUGUGGCCAAAAACAUAUCUCCAAGAGCCUCUGCUUUCCAUAAGCCGAAGAUCAUAAACCCCAGGCUCCAACCAACCACCUUCAUAUUUUUCUGGGUUAAAUCACUUGCUGUCUUUCCUCCUUUCCAUAAACCCUAAUUAAACCCUCCCAAUUACACUACCAUAUUUGCAUAAAGAAAAAAUGAGUGGCCUUAUGCUGUUGAACAAGUCUUCUUCUUCUUUACAUGCCUCGAAAAGGGCCGCUCUUAAUGCCCUUACCCGUUUACUCUUCUCUCCGUCCAAGUCCGGUGACAAUUUCAUUUCCGGAAAUGCCCUCCCAACUACCCAAUUUAACAGGUUUACCACUACUACCAGCACUACCGAUGCUUCAAGAAAUGGGAAAUGGGUAGAUAGUAAAUAUGGAGUUGGGGUUUGUCUAAGGGGGUUUCACUCCGGUAGUUAUUUACAAGUUGGAUAUGCGGUGGCGGAUUUACCAGAGGAUGAUGAAGGACUCGAAAUAUCGAAACUUGGUAUAUCUCAGGAGAUCGUUUCUGCUUUGGCCAAAAAAGGGAUUACUAAGCUCUUCCCUAUUCAGAGAGCUGUUCUGGAACCAGCAAUGCAAGGAUCUGACAUGAUUGGUCGAGCUAGAACUGGAACUGGGAAGACGCUAGCGUUUGGCAUUCCCAUCAUGGAUAAGAUCAUUCGCUUUAACGAGAAGCAUGGGCGUGGAAGGAAUCCUUUGGCUUUAGUCUUGGCACCUACAAGAGAACUUGCAAAACAAGUGGAUAAAGAAUUUUUCGAGUCUGCUCCUGGUUUGGAUACACUGUGUGUUUAUGGUGGUGUUCCCAUUUCACGCCAAAUGAGUUCCCUUGACAAGGGAGUAGAUAUCGUGGUGGGAACGCCAGGUCGGAUUAUUGAUCUGCUGAAGAGGGGUGCUUUAAAUUUGGCAGAAAUCCAGUUUGUUGUUCUAGAUGAAGCUGAUCAAAUGCUUAAUGUGGGUUUUGCGGAGGAUGUUGAGACCAUUUUAGAAAAUGUUCAACAGAAGCAUCAGACACUAAUGUUUUCAGCCACAAUGCCCCGGUGGAUACUAAGAAUUACCAACAAGUUCCUGAAAAAUCCACUUCACGUUGAUCUUGUAGGAGAUUCCGAUCAAAAACUGGCUGAUGGGAUUUCCUUGUUUUCAAUUACUUGUGAGAUUCAUCAGAAACCAGCAGUUCUGGGACCUCUGAUAACUGCGCAUGCGAAAGGAGGGAAGUGCAUUGUUUUUACUCAAACUAAACGUGAUGCUGAUAGAUUGUCGUAUGUAAUGCAAAAGACUUUCAGAUGUGAAGCCUUGCAUGGGGAUAUCUCACAAACCCAGAGGGAGAGAACUCUAUCAGGUUUUCGCCAAGGUCAAUUCAAUGUGUUGGUGGCCACUGAUGUUGCUGCACGAGGACUUGAUGUACCUAAUGUUGAUCUGGUGGUACAUUAUGAGCUUCCAAACUCAUCAGAGAUCUUUGUUCAUCGAUCUGGUCGAACUGGGCGUGCUGGGAAGAAAGGAAGUGCAAUUUUGAUAUAUUCUUCAAGCCAACAUAGGGAUGUGAAAGGUAUUGAACGUGAUGUGGGAUGCAGAUUUAUCGAGCUUCCAAAGAUAGAAGUAGAGGGUGGAGCAACAGACAUGUUCAGUGACAUGCGUGGAGGCGGCAGCGGCUUUGGCUCUUAUGGAGGAAGGGGAGGUGGUCGGUUUGGUGAUUCGGGUUCAGGUCGCUCUGGUGGCUAUGGUAAUUUUGGCAGCAGGUCUGCUGGACAAGGUGGAUAUUCUGGUCGAACAGGUGGAUCUGGUUUUGGACGAUCAGGGGGUAGCUUUGGUGGAUCAAGCUCAGGUCGCUCGGGGAAUUUUGGUGGUGAUCGUCAGGGAGGAUUCGGUAAUUUUGGUGGUUCAGAUCGUAGUGGCGGUUUUGGAAGCUUUGGAAGUUCAAAUCGGACAGGUGGCUUUGGAAACUUCGAGAGUUCAAACCGCUCAACUGGAUUUGGAGGAUUUGGUUCAGGCCGCUCUAGUGGAUUUGGUGAUUCGCGUUCUGACAAUGAAAAUCGUUCAAACCGUUUUGAUGGCUUUGGAGAUGGCAAGGCUAGUGGUGACCACGGAUCUGGAAAGAAAUAUUUCUAGUUCUUUCUGUAAGGCGUGGACAAUGUGAAUAUGGCUAUUAGCAAUAACCAUGAAGGGACGAAUGCGUGACUGAUAUCCAAUUUGUGCUAGCAUGUGUUGAUUAUCAGGCUGUGUUUAGAGUUGCGGUAGCUCCAGAUAAAAUUACGACUCAAAUGCUAUACUUAGAAUUUCAUGAGAAAAAACAUUUAGUAUCCACUUGGUACCACCUGUGUAAUCCAGAUAAAAUUACGACUCAAAUGUUUUACUUAGAAUUUCAUGAGAAAAACCAUUUAAUAUCCACUUGGUACCACCUGUGUAAUCUUUAGCUAUCAAGAACGCCGUUCUGUUUUUCCCAUUUAUAUUGUUUCUUGGUCA